Messenger RNA from Staurois parvus, 328 nucleotides. Lineage: Eukaryota; Metazoa; Chordata; Amphibia; Anura; Ranidae. The record is from the annotation of a GenBank genome assembly.
UGAUCAGCUGUGUCCAAUCACAGAAUAUCGCCAACUGUCACGCUGACAGAGGAGAGCCGGUAAUCGGCAUUCCUCAGAGGGGACAUCUGCACUGAUCAUCAGGGCACUGAUCAGUGCCCUGAUGAUCAGUGUAGCCCCAUCAGUGUCACCUGUCAGUGUCCGUCAAUGCCACCUGUCAGUGCCAAUCAAUGCACAUCAAUGCCACAUAUCAGUGCCAAUCAAUGCCACAUAUCAGUGCCUACCAGUGCACAUAAAUGCCACAUAUCAGUGCCCAUCUGAGCUGCCUAUCAGUGCUAGUCAGUGCCAUCUAUGUGUGCUGCCAAUCAGU